Molecule: messenger RNA, 1760 nt
Organism: Paramisgurnus dabryanus
Lineage: Eukaryota; Metazoa; Chordata; Actinopteri; Cypriniformes; Cobitidae
Gene: clk4b
Product: CDC-like kinase 4b
Biological process (GO): regulation of RNA splicing; peptidyl-tyrosine phosphorylation
Cellular component (GO): nucleus
Molecular function (GO): protein tyrosine kinase activity; ATP binding; protein serine/threonine kinase activity
Source: RefSeq, a predicted model, not a curated record
UUUGUCGGGUGUCCACCCAGAAAUCUUUGUCACCGGAAACGAUCUUUGUGAGGAAAGCGGAAGUCAUUACCUUAACUGUGCUGUGGAGUUCAGUUGUCGUUUAAGUAGUACCGUGUCCUAUUUCACGACCUGAGGGUGAAAGAUGCGGCGAUCUAAGCGGAUGCGCUCGCCGGAUGGCUGGAUUACGGAGUACAGCUGGGAGGAGAGAGUGGAGGUACAUAAGAGACCGAGACUCAGCUCCAACAGCGGAGAGAGAGACAAGAAGCCUAGCCGCCAUCAUCACUAUAAAACAUACGAGAGGUGUCACAUUGGUGCCAAGAGGCUGGAGUGCAGAGAUCGCAGGGCCAGAGAGGCCAGUCCGGGGCGUGAUGACUAUGGGAGUCGGGUGGACUCGGUCAGAGAGCCUGAGAGGGAGAAUAAUGAGCGUAACUACAGCAAGUCAUCUGCACGCAGUAGGCGCAGCAGCAGAGAGCAUCAGCGAUCACGCCACCACAGAUCAAACUCGAAAAGUCAUCGGAGGAAAAGAACCAAGAGUAUUGAGGAUGAUGACGAGGGUCACCUGGUCUAUCACAAUGGAGACAUGCUAAGAUCAAGAUAUGAGAUUUUAGGCACUUUGGGUGAAGGAGCCUUUGGAAAAGUGGUGGAGUGUCUUGACCAUUCAAAUGGUCGCGCCAAAGUCGCACUGAAGAUCAUCAAAAAUAUUGAGCGCUAUCGCGAGGCAGCCUUAUCAGAAGUCAACACGCUUGAGCGGAUAAAGUCGCUUGACAGUGAAAAUAAAUUUGCCUGUGUUCAUAUGCUGGAUUGGUUUGAUCACCAUGGUCACAUCUGCAUAGCCUUUGAGCUGCUGGGACUGAGCACAUAUGACUUCCUUAAAGAAAAUGGAUUUAUGCCUUUCUCGGUGGACCAGAUCAGACCCAUGGCACAUCAGAUCUUUAGAGCUGUGCACUUUCUUCAUCUGAAUAAGCUGACACACACUGACCUUAAACCUGAAAACAUUCUUUUCGUGGACUCCACCUAUGACAUUGAAUAUAACUCCAAGAUGAAGCGAGAUGAGAGGAACUUGAGAAAGUUGGAUGUGAAAGUAGUGGACUUUGGCAAUGCUACAUAUGACCAUGAGCAUCACACCUCUGUGGUGUCAACUCGCCAUUACAGAGCUCCAGAAGUUAUAUUAGAGCUGGGCUGGAACCAGUCGUGUGACGUGUGGAGUUUAGGCUGCAUCUUGAUCGAGUACUAUUUGGGAUUGACGUUGUUUCAGACUCAUGACAGUAAGGAGCAUCUGGCCAUGAUGGAAAGGGUUCUAGGACCAAUACCCAAACACCUUCUCCAGAAAACAAGGAAGCGGCGUUAUGUGCAUCAUGACAAACUGGACUGGGAUGAACACAGCUCGGCUGGGAGAUACGUGAGGAAACACUGUAAACCGCUAAGGCAAUACAUGUCCUGCAAAACUCCGGAUCAUGAGCUGCUGUUUGACCUGCUCCAGAAGAUGAUGGAAUAUGACGCAUCCAAACGGAUCACGCUGGAGCAGGCCAUUGGACAUCCUUUCUUUAACCCACUAGGAAAAAAGUUGAGAAAUUAAUAUUAAGAGGACACAUACUGAACAUUACAACUCCCAGGGAGACUGCUGCUGACUGUAUCAGUCUGCUUUAUGACCGACUGCUUCAUUACCUCUGUCCAUAUUUAUUAUCCGUUUAAAAAUACCGGGCAAAUUCCUCUAUGCUUAUUUUUAAAUAAACUUUUAUGAUUUAAAAAACUCUGUUUUG